AUGAUUCCUGAAAUUACAUUUGGUCAGCAUAUACGUGUUGUUCUCGAUGUUGGUUGCGGCGUUGCUAGUUUCGGUGCGUACUUACUGUCACGGAAUGUUGUCACCAUGUCUGUUGCUCCCAAGGAUGUUCAUGAGAAUCAGAUUCAGUUUGCUCUUGAGCGUGGCGUACCAGCAAUGGUGGCAGCAUUUGCAACUAGACGACUCUUAUAUCCAAGUCAAGCUUUUGACUUGGUACAUUGCUCACGCUGUAGAAUUAAUUGGACUAGAGAUGAUGGGAUACUGCUGCUUGAAGUUAAUAGGAUGCUAAGAGCAGGAGGGUACUUUGUCUGGGCUGCCCAGCCAGUUUAUAAGCAUGAAGAAAUUUUAGAACAACAAUGGGAAGAGAUGCUUAAUCUUACAACUCGACUCUGUUGGAAGUUUUUGAAAAAAGAUGGGUACAUUGCAGUAUGGCAGAAACCGUCUGACAAUAGUUGUUAUAUAAACCGGAAGGCAGGAACUAAACCUCCACUUUGUGACCCAAAUGAUGACCCAGACAGUGUUUGGUAUGUUGAUCUAAAAGCGUGCAUCUCAGAAUUGCCUAAAGACGGCUAUGGAGCAAAUGUCACUGAAUGGCCUUCUCGGUUACAAACCCCCCCGGAUAGGCUUAAAACCAUAAACCUUAGAGCUUUGUCAUCCAGAUCAGAGCUAUUUAAGGCAGAAUCAAAAGAUUGGAAGGAAAUAAUAGCAGGUUAUGUACGUGCUUUACCCUGGAAAACGACAAGACUAAGAAAUAUUAUGGACAUGCGAGCAGGUUUUGGAGGAUUUGCAGCAGCAUUGAUUCAGCAGAAAUUUGAAAGCUGGGUUAUGAAUGUAGUUCCUGUGAGUGGUCCAAACACUCUGCCUGUUAUAUAUGACCGUGGAUUGAUUGGAGUUGUGCAUGACUGGUGUGAAGCAUUUGACACCUACCCCAGAACCUAUGAUUUACUGCAUGCUGCCAACCUCCUUUCUGUUGAAAGGAAAAGAAACAAGUUGUUUGAUGUCUAUUCUUUACUAUCUGUUGCAUUUCCGUGUAUCAGAUGCAAUGUCUCAUCCAUUAUGCUUGAGAUGGAUCGGAUACUAAGACCUGGUGGACGUGUAUACAUCCGCGAUUCUCUUGAAAUCAUGGAUGAACUUCAACAGAUUGCCAAGGCAAUAGGGUGGCACGUGAUGUUGCGAGACACGGAGGAGGGGCCGCACGCAAGUUAUAGGGUAUUGGUUGUUCUAUGUCAUACAAAAGUUUCCGUCUUUUCUAAGUGGGAAACCCCUCUCCCUAAGUUCGCUCACUGCUACUUCAACUCACUCCCAAGUUUCCUCCGUUCUCACAUAAAAAAUGCCAACGGAUACUUCUCAGAGGCUUUUGAAACGCUCGUGGAUUGUAAUCCUCUUGCCUUCAUAUUUUUCCAUUUAGUGUUGCAAACCGUUAUUGCAGCUGUCUCAUUAUCAACUGCUAAUCAGAGAUUUCAAGGGGCAAUAAUGAAUACACGUAGUAUGUUGGAUACAGUUUUAAAUGAUAUACUUCAAGUUGUCACACCAUUACAAGAAGAUUGGCAGAUACGCUUUACGAUAAUUAACGAUUUACGAAGCAUUGUUGAAUCUGUGGAAAGCUUGAGAGGAGCAACUGUUGAGCCAUUUGGGUCAUUUGUAUCUAAUCUCUUCACCCGAUGGGGUGACUUAGAUAUUUCAAUUGAGUUAUCCAAUGGUUUGCAUAUUUCAUCUGCUGGGAAAAAACAAAAACAAACUUUAUUGCUGGAAGUUUUAAAAGCGUUGAGAAUGAAAGGUAAAGUUCUUAUACUUGAAGCUUCCAUCACUUAUUAA
Messenger RNA from Sphenostylis stenocarpa, 1833 nucleotides. NCBI's taxonomy places the organism in Eukaryota, Viridiplantae, Streptophyta, Magnoliopsida, Fabales, Fabaceae. The record is from the annotation of a GenBank genome assembly.